AUGGUUGCUGGACACGGAGGAUGGUCACCCGAGCCGCUGUUCAGCGUCAGACCGCAGCGGAGAGAAGCCAUGAAGAGCAUCUUCUCAGUGUUCCUGCUUCUCACCUCAGCAGGGAGUGUCUAUGGCCAGGUUAAACAGCGGCAUGAACGUGUGGGACAGAGCGUGGAGUUCCCAACCGAAGUGAAGAACAGCGGGAAUGUGAUGUACCGCGGUAAGGUAAUUGCACACGUGAUCAGCGGUGCAAGAAGACCACUCUCUAACGAGUACAAUAACAGACUGCAGUGGGACAACCGCACUGGAUUAUUCUCCCUCUCCGGGCUCAAGAUGGAGGACGAAGGACUGUAUAAAGUUGUGAGAAACGAUGGGACUCAGUCUGUAGAGGAGAAAUACCAGCUGACGGUGUACGUUCCUGUAUCAAAACCCCAUAUUACCAUCACUCAUAAUGAAUACCCCUGCACUCUACUGUGCACUGUGGAGAGAGGGACAGACGCGACCCUGACCUGGUACAGAGAGGGAGAGGAGAACUAUGGGAGCUCCCCUGUUCACAGUGCCCCACACCUGUAUCUACCUCAGACUGUGGAGUGGAGCGGUACCUACACCUGUGAGGCGAAGAACUCUGUCAGUACUGAGAGAUCAGAACCACUGACUGUGGGAGACCACUGCACAGGGAUCAACACGUGGGGAAUUGUUGCCAGUGUUCUUGCUGCGGUUCUCCUCAUCGCUCUCAUUGCAGUUGUCAUUUAUUUCCAGUGCUGUGAGCAGAAACAGGGACAGACUGUGCCAGACACUGAAGAAGUGCAAGAAGAACCCUGGUGGACGUUUUGGAGCUGGUUCUGAUGGUGGUGGUUUUAAACCAGGCCCCUGAACUCCAUGCACUUGCCCUAAGAGGCACUUUGAAUAAUUGACAAUCUACCUUGAAUGUCUGUGUACAGAAGAUGAAAGCAUGGCUUUAAAGCACGGCUUUCCGUCCUCAGCUUCUUGCUGACUGGCACAGGACAGUGAAAAUACAUUGCUCCUUGAUAAUCCCAGACAGUAACGUCUCUCCUAUAACUUUGCCUCCAGUUUUAUGUCAAACCAUUUUAGUUUUUCCUGUUCCCCUGUUCCACAUUGUUCACUGUUUUUACUCCAGUGCUAUGUGGCACAUGUAGUUUAUAUCGUCGAUUUAAACAAACAUAGAUUCAUUACCAAUGUUUAGUUUGGAUGAAAUGAAGGAAGCCUGCACACUGAUAUGCGCCUUACACACCUUUAUUGUAGACAAUGUUUCGAUCCCAGUGGAUCUUCAUCAGUUUGGGCACAUCGCUUUAUGUUUCUCCACCAGGACAAUCAGCUUUCCUUGUUCAUCGUUGAACAGAAUAAACAACGGACAGUAACGGCGAGUUCAAAUUCAAGUUUAUUAUAAGAAAACAUCAUGGCAUAGAUGUUAAGUACUAAAUAAGUUUUCAUAUAUAUUUUCAUGUUCACAAAGACAAGUUACAAAGUUUCUGUCGCACACACAGUCAUAUAAUGAUUUUUAAAAAUCAGAUCAUGGGUAAGCUUCAUGAAAAAAGAUUAUGGUUUUUUCGAAGGUAUUUUAGGGGCGGCAGUAUAUGCUAAUUACACAUUUUGUGCACACGCCUUUUAUUUACGAUUGAUUGGUAUUUAUUAACAUACACACACGGAUACAAAAGCUGUGUCUACACCUGUUUCAUGAAUCCGGUGCAAAUGUUUUAUUCGUUUCAGAUCACACAUGCAUUUGCACAAGGAUUUCCAAAAAUAUUGAUAAAUGAGGCCAGUUGUGGUAUGUAUAAAUACCCCUAAUCUCUCUGACAUUUUUUGACUGAUCCUUUUGUCCUCAUGUGACUAUAAAAAGUUUUCUAUGGUUGAUGCUAAAACAAUAAAGCUCUGUGCUCAAAUAA
Molecule: messenger RNA, 1895 nt
Organism: Conger conger (European conger)
Lineage: Eukaryota; Metazoa; Chordata; Actinopteri; Anguilliformes; Congridae
Product: coxsackievirus and adenovirus receptor homolog
Exons: 6
Coding region: 1-837 (278 amino acids)
Source: RefSeq, a predicted model, not a curated record